Hibiscus syriacus is the source of this 996-nucleotide messenger RNA. Its product is annotated as binding partner of ACD11 1-like. NCBI's taxonomy places the organism in Eukaryota, Viridiplantae, Streptophyta, Magnoliopsida, Malvales, Malvaceae. The coding region runs from base 171 to 926 and encodes 251 amino acids. The transcript is spliced from 4 exons. The record is from RefSeq and is a predicted model, not a curated record. Gene Ontology annotation, molecular function: RNA binding.
UUCUAAAGCCUAUUCUCUCCUUUCUACAUUACCCUUAUCUUAUCUCUCUCCCCAGAGAAAGAAAAUGACCUUUUCCAUGGAAAUUGCAAAGCGUCGAGUAUGAACAAUGGCUGUUAUCUGAAUCAUCAGUUGGCUUUUAUCUCAUUGAAGAAGAAGCCUUGCUCAAGAUAAUGUACCACGGCGGCUACACUGCUGAAAUUACAAGCUUAUCUCCAAAAGCUACGGAGAAGGAUGUUGUUGACUUUUUCGCCUAUUGUGGUUCAAUCCAGCAGGUUGUAAUUAUCAGAUGCGGGGAUGACGCUUGUACAGCAUAUGUGACAUUUGAAGAUCCACAUUCGCUGCAGACUGCGCUUUUACUCGGUGGAGCUACAAUCGUUGAUCAGUCUGUAUGCAUAUCAAGGUGGGGAUCGUACAUAGACGAUGCAUAUCCUUUGGAUGGUUCGACAUGGAUGCCUCGAGACAAUACUGGCUCAACGCAGGUUACUCGUGUGGACCAAUUUGUUUCGACGCCCGGAGAAGCUGUAACUGUUGUCAAAACGAUGAUGAGGAAGGGAUAUGUUAUGGGCAAAGAUGCCGUUAUGAAGGCCAAAGAGCUGGACGAAUCCUAUCGGCUCUCAGCUAUUGCAGCAGCCAAAGUCGCUGAGCUUAGCAAUAGAAUCGGCCUUACCGAAGACAUCAACACCAGCAUGGAAACCAUAAAAUAUGUGGAUGAGAAGUAUCAUGUUUCGGACAUCACCAAGUCCGUUGCAUUAGUUACCGGGACAGCAGCCCUAAUGGCGGCGUCUAUUACCGGGAGAACUGCAGUAGCUGCUGCUAACGCUGUAGUCAAUAGCAGCUACUUCUCCAAGGGGGCGCUUUGGGUUUCCGAUAAGUUGAAAUGUGCUGCUCAAGCUGCCGCCGAUUUUGUUAGCCAUGAAAAUACUUGAACAAAAGCGUAAAGUUCGUUAUUUGCAUAAGAGUAACAAUAUGUCUUUUAUUAUGCGAGAUUUUUGAGCG